UUGGCAGGAGUGACCAGAAUAAAAACAGCAACACCAGACACAGGAGAGAGGGAGAAAAAAAAAGCGCAAUGAUCCAUCGAAACGCAGGCUUUGCCCUUUCUUAAUUACGUUGCAUCCAGUGUCUUUGCAUUCCCCCCCGCCUCCCUUCCUUUUUUCCCCCCUUUUCCGAGACGUUUUGUGAAGUGGUAAUUAGCUCUAGGAGAAUAAAACCAGCUGAUUUGGAUCGGGCUGGUGCAUUUUGGGGCGAGAUGGCUAACAGGAUGGUUGCGCUGCUGCUUCUCGGCUCGCUGCUUCUCACCCUGCUGCAGCCUUCCCUACAGGGAGGAGUGUAUGUGCCUGCUGGUACUGGAGUCGGAAUUCCAGGUGGAGGUGUGGCGCCAGGUACUGGACUUUUCCCAGGCGGUGCUGGGGUCCCUUACAAACCUGCAAAAGCUGCAGCAGGUGGAUACGGGACUGGAGCAGGAGGCCUUGGCGCUGGUGGACUUGGUGCCGGUGGACUUGGUGCCGGUGGACUUGGUGCCGGUGGACUUGGUGCUGGUGGACUCGGUGCUGGUGGACUCGGUGCCGGUGGACUCGGUGCUGGAUUAGGUGCAGGAGGUCUUGGCGUAGGAGCUGGAGGAAAACCGCCUAAACUAGGUUAUGGAAACUUAGGAGCAGGUGGCCUGGGCACUGGAGGAUUCAGACCUGGAGCUGGUUAUGGUGGAUAUGGUGGUGGAUUUAUUCCUGGAGCAGGAGUUGGUGGACUGAAACCUGGGAAAACAGGUGCUGGAGGCCUCAAGCCUGGAAAAGGAGGGCCAGGUACUGGAGGGACGGUACUGGGUCCUGGCGCUGGGGGCACUGUACCUGGCAGUGGGCCUGGACUCCCUGCUGGAGCUCCAGUCAUUCCUCAGACUGGUCUCCCAGGUGUGGGUCCCGGUGGGAAAGCUGCAAAACCAGGAAAGGCACCAGUGCCAGGAGUAGGAGUGCCAGGAGCCUUUCAAGGUGGACUUGUACCUGGACAAGGGUUUAGUGGCCUAGGUGUGCUUCCAGGUGUAGCAACAGGAACAGGACUUAAGCCAAAAUCAGGUACUGGUGGUGGGCCAGGCCUGAUGCAACCAGGGGUCUUUCAUGGAUACCCUCUCAAAUCUCCAAAAACCCCAGUGUUCACAAAUUUUCAGCCUCAUUACGGACACAACUACAUGCACUUCUAUGGGCACAAUCCAAUGGUUAUAUAUGGUGGAUCCCCUUAUUCUGGAGGCAAAAUUCCAUAUGGUUAUGGUGGCUUUGGUACUGGUGCAGGAUUACCUGGUGGCAAAGGAGGAGCUGGCUCUAAGCCAGGCUACCCCACUGGCACUGGUAUGGGGAACUUGGGUGUCUCAGCUGCACAAGCCAAAGCUGCUAAGUACGGUGGAGCUGGCUUAGGUGGGGUUGGAGGCCUUCCUGGGGCCGGCUUAGGUGGGGUUGGAGGCCUUCCUGGGGCCGGCUUAGGUGGGGUUGGAGGCCUUCCUGGGGCCGGCUUAGGUGGGGUUGGAGGUGUACCUGGAGCUGGUGGACUUUACCCAGGUGUUGGAGGUGUAGGUGGUCUUACACCCGCUCAAGCCAAGGCUGCUAAAUAUGGUGCCGGUGCUGGAUUAGGUGGAGCUGGAACUGGUGUUGGUUUAGGUGGAGUUGGAACUGGUGCGGGUCUUGGUGGAGUUGGAACUGGUGCUGGUCUUGGUGGAGUUGGAACUGGUGCUGGUCUUGGUGGUGUAGGACCUGGAGUAGUUUACCCUGGAACAGGAGUCGGUGCAGGAGGACUCACCCCUGCUCAGGCUAAAGCUGCUAAAUAUGGUGCUGGAGCUGGGUUAUUUUUGGGAGGUGUAGGUGGAGUCCCAGGUGGAGUUCUGGGUGGAGUUUACCCUGGUGUAGGAGGUACAGGGGGAGGCUUUGUACCAGGAACUGGAGGAUUGUUUCCUGGAGCAGGAGGUCUUACACCUGCACAGGCCAAAGCAGCUAAAUAUGGAGCUGCUUUAGGUGGAGCUGGAACUGGCUUGGGUGGUGGUGGUGUACCAGGUGCUGGAGGAGUUUACCCUGGAGCAGGAGUUCUCACACCUGCUCAAGCCAAAGCUGCUAAAUAUGCUGCUGCUGCUGCUGCUGCUGCCGCUGCUGGUGGUGGUGGUGUACCAGGAGCUGGAGUUUAUCCUGGAGCAGGAGUUAUCUCACCUGCUCAAGCCAAAGCAGCAGCUAAAUAUGGUGCUGGUGCUGGUACUAGAAUUGGCAGUCUCGGUGGAGUACCCGGAUUCGGAGGCCAAGGUGGAGGAUACGCUGCUGCGAAGGCUGCGAAAUAUGGUGUCCCAGGUGGUGUUCCAGGUGGUGUGCCAGGUGGCCUGCCAGGUGGCCUGCCAGGUGGCCUGCCAGGUGGCCUGCCAGGUGGUGUUCCAGGUGGUGUUCCAGGUGGCAUUCCAGGUGGCGUUCCCGGAGGAUAUCCUGCUGGUGUGAAGCCACCGAAAUUUGGUCCUGGUGCUCUUGGUUAUGGAGUUCCUGGUGGAUUGACGAUACCUGGAGGAGGAACAGGUACAGUGCAAGGAGUCGUUGGAGGAACAGGUGGAAUCCCAGGAACGGCCACAGGAGUUGGAACCUAUCCUGGUGGAGUUAAGCCUCCCAAAUAUGGUACGGGGGUUUUAGGAGGAACAGGGGGAGUACCGUUGCCUGGAACUGGAAUUGGAACUGGAGUAUAUCCUGGUGGAGUUAAGCCUCCUAAAUAUGUUCCAGGGACUGUUUUGGGAACAGGGGUAGCACCAUUGCCUGGAACUGGGACUGGAGGAGUACCGUUGCCUGAAACCGGAGGAUAUCCCGGAGGAGUCAAGCCUCCUAAACCAGGUGUACCAAGUACUGGCAUUACUGGAACAGGUGUUGUGGUACCUGGAGCUACACCCGGUGGUGGUGUUUUGCCAGAUGGGGCUGGACUAAUUGUUCCAGGUGGCACAGGAUUACCUGUGAAACCAGCAAAGGGACCAACUCUGCCCCCUGGUGGAACUAUUGGUCCAGGACCGACGGCUAGUGUUGAAUCUGGCAAGCCGCCUAAGCCCAGCACAGGAGAAAUACCUCAAGCUGGAGUACAGCCUGGUGCUGUUGUUAAACCUCCAAAGACCGGUGGUGCAGGUCCGAUACCGUACGGCGGAUAUGGUCCUUAUCGUGGUGUUGCUCCAGUAGGAACUGGAGUUCUCCCAGGAGCCAAGCCAAUUACAGCGCCAGGUGUUAGUUAUCCUUCUGGCAUUGGCCUUGGACCAGGUGGAGCUGGUGGGAAACCACCCAAACCAGGCUAUGGCUCAUUGGGCACUGGAUAUCAGCAAGGUGCCAUUGCUCCAGGAACUUAUGGAGGUUAUCCACAGGCUUAUCCAGGACUGGGACUGUGGCAGUAUUGCAAGAUGGCAGGAGGAUAUGGGCCCGGGCUGUCACCUCAACAAGCUAAAGCUGCCAAAUAUGGAACACUUCAAGGAUUCCUGGGUGGAGGCUACAGAGGUGGCGCAGGGUGCCAAGGCAAAUACUGCGGCAGGAGGAGAAAAUAAAACACUCUCUUGGGACGUGAAAUGACCUCAAGAAACAAUGGAUAUGUUUUUUUUUUCUCAAGAGAAGCUGAGGAAAAAGGAUGAACAUUCCAGCUGUUCAUGUGGCACAUUCCAACAUGUUGCUGAUGUCUCUUUUAUUGUAGAUAGGGACACCAAACUAAAAGAAACGAAAAGACCAGUUUCAGGUUCAUUAUUUGUCAUUUGUAGACAUUUGAGGCACUUAUUUCUUCUUCUUUUUAUUUUUUCUCGGAAGAUUUUGAAAGACAAAAGCCAUGAUGUUUCCUUUUUGAUGGUGCUAGCAUUGGUGGAAUGACCUUGUGUAACAGAAUUGGUUCAUAAGUUUUGCAUUUGAUAGCUAAUGUCCUUUAUUCCUGUUUGUUCAUAUUUAUAGGUGAUGGACUUUUGUGCCUAAAUAAUAAAAAAAAUGGUUGUGCUCCAUUUUUUCUUUUCUUUUUUCUUUUUUUUACGCCUGUGCUCCAAACAAACCAAAAACAUUCAACUAAAAUGUCAGUGGCAUUUUUUGUACUCCUGAUAAACCUUUCCAAUCUUUCAAAUAAAUAAAUAAAUAAAUAAAAUAAAAUAAUAAAACAAUGGAUAUUAGUUUCUAUUCGCUAUUCAGAAAAUUUCAAUCAUAAUUCCAUUAAAUGGUCAUGAGGAAACCUACAGAAUGUGACUCUGGGGAUAUGUAUCCUCAUAUUUCAUCUACACUGACUAGAUCUAAAAGCAGGUCAAAAUCCUGAAUGAAUUCUGGCUACAAAACCAUCAGCAGUUGAAUUAUUGGUGGAUAUGAUUGAGGCUGUAUUGUGCAUAUUUUUUGCUCAUCUAUGAAACAGUUCUGCAAAAGACCUAGUGGUACCUGAAAAGUGUUUUCUAGCAUAUGAUAAGUCCAUUUUAUAUAUAUAUAUAUAUAUAUAUAUAUAUAUAUAUAUAUAUAUAUAUAUAUAUAUAUAUAUAUAUAUAUAUAUAUUGAGUGCUGACUUGCUAAGACUCUGUUGCUAAAGACGCAAACGUGGAAGCUGAAGAAUUUACAAAAAAGAGAAAUAAUCGUGCCGGUUUUACAAUCGACUAGUUUUGAACCUGAAAUGACACUUCGAACAUUCCUUAAACAUGCGGGAAUUGGUGCUUCCAUCACUUGAUCUACAGACGUUUAACCCCUUUUAUAUUCAAAGAAUUUGCUAUUAUAUAUCGUAUGCAUUCAGUAUGACGGCUCAUGUAACUGCAGGAUAAAUUUGUUGCUUUUGUUGCUGUUUCGUUUGCACCAUGUGAACUUGACCUUGACCUUGACAUUAUUACCGAGUUUGUACACAUGCUACCAAAAUAUUGUUUUCUGUUUUGUUUUGCUUUCAGUAGCUUAUGCAUUUUAGUCACUGUGGAAAUCUGUAAUACUGUAUAAGAUUUUUUUUUUUUUAAAUAUGUGAGCUGUGUGUCUGCGAGUUAAAGCGUGUGUGUGUGUGUGUGUGUGUGUGUGUGUGUCUGUGAUAAUCCCUGGUGUGUGUUGAUAUGUCUAAUUUUUUUUUUGUUUGUUUAAUUGACUAAGCUUCUCUUAAUAAGCGUCACUAGCCAGUGUAUUACCCAUCUAAUAUUAAAUUAGUUCUUCUUACUGAUUAAUAUUUCAUGUCGUUGGUAACACGUACUGUUUCAAGUUCAUCCGAAAUGUGUGUUUCUUACCUGGUGCUGUGUUUGACCUGUCUGUGGUCAUAUAUGUCUAAUGUGCCGUGUCAUUUCCAUCUAAUUUAAAUAAAGAGGUGGGGCUAUUGCACUUUUUCCCACGGCACACAUAUGACUUGUUCCAGGAAAUCUGGGCCUUUUUACUGCUUUAGUGAAAAUGAAAUAAACCGUUCUGAAACGAAAA
This is a messenger RNA of Hemibagrus wyckioides, 5379 nucleotides long. It is a transcript of the gene elna, whose product is annotated as elastin a. The record is from RefSeq and is a predicted model, not a curated record. NCBI's taxonomy places the organism in Eukaryota, Metazoa, Chordata, Actinopteri, Siluriformes, Bagridae. Gene Ontology annotation, molecular function: extracellular matrix structural constituent. The coding region runs from base 249 to 3527 and encodes 1092 amino acids. The transcript is spliced from 55 exons.